Messenger RNA from Pisolithus orientalis, 1375 nucleotides. RefSeq names its product RmlC-like cupin domain-containing protein. Lineage: Eukaryota; Fungi; Basidiomycota; Agaricomycetes; Boletales; Pisolithaceae. The record is from RefSeq and is a predicted model, not a curated record. The transcript is spliced from 12 exons. The coding region runs from base 35 to 901 and encodes 288 amino acids.
CAUAGGACUCCGAUUAGUGGAAACUGUUGCCAACAUGUCCUUGUCCACCACAGCUUCUCGCCACGUCGCCAAGACAGUUCUGGCAGUCGAAACGGCUGAGGGCGUGGGUGCCCGCGUACGGCGCUCUAUUGGAUCUAUGAAUCUGCGCAACCUCACCCCGUUCUUGAUGCUCGAUCACUUCCACGUUUCAGAAGGAGCUGGUUUCCCAGAUCAUCCCCAUCGGGGUCAGGCUACCGUCACAUACAUGCUCGAAGGGUCGAGCCGCCAUGAAGACUCCGCCGGCCAUGCUGGCACGAUCGAGACCGGUGGCGUCCAGUGGAUGUGUGCUGGUAAGGGAAUCAUCCACGCCGAGAUGCCUGUUCAUGCACCGGGCGUUCCGGAACCAAGGGGCCUCCAACUUUGGGUGGACUUGCCCAAACAGGAACCAUCGUACCAGGAACUUGGUCCAGAAGCUAUCCCCACAGCGUACCCAACCGGCCCUGAUGGACCAAUUAAGGUCAAGGUCAUCAGCGGCAAGAGUCACGGAAUUGAAUCACCCGUCCGCCCCCUCGGCGGCUGUUGGUUCCUCCACGUGACGAUGGAAACGUCAGGAGCAACGAUGUUCCAGGACAUUCCAUUGGGGUGGACUGCGUUCGUGUACAUAUGGAAAGGCGCUAUCAGAAUUGGAAAUGAUGGCCCAAUUCACAACAGCUUCCACACACUUGAAGUACAACUUAUCGCGGCAGCGGAUGACACUCAGCUCGUUCUGAUUGCAGGAGAACCCCUCGAUCAGACUGUCUUCCAAUACGGACCAUUCGUGAUGACAAACAAGGAAGAAGUGCAACAGACUUUGUUGGAUUACCAAUUCGGGAGGAACGGUUUUGAGAAGGCUCAUACAUGGAAGAGCAAGAUCGGAAAUUAGCGCAGUUUCAGUGGUAAGGGAAACGUGUCUCGAAUUUUCUGACGAAGCAGAGUCGCGCGUGAGGUUAUGCAUGGGGUGUAGUGCUUCAGUUGUGGUUGUUUGUAUGGUUGUAUAACAAGUGAAUAUGCAUAGGAGGUUCCAACAAGCGACGCUUUCAAGACCCUGUGCACAGCAGGGCUACUCCACAUUCCAGAGUAGACUUGCUCUCCAUCACUCCUCCACGUGCUUCAUCGUCUCCCAGAUAUUCUCGUCCUCUUCUUGGUCCACGUCCAUCUCUUCUUGCUGGUCCCACACAACUACCGUCGGAACCGUCGUCAUGUACACUUUUUCUAGUGUAGUACCCCUCUUGUCCGCUCCAUUUCCCGCCUUCGUCGGUACAAGGGAGGUGCUGUGGAUUCGGGUAUAGCGAUCCAGGGCUACAGAUGCAAGGAAUAAUGGGGAGGGUGAAACGGAUGUCACUGCACCCGAUAUGCC